Limulus polyphemus (Atlantic horseshoe crab) is the source of this 3910-nucleotide messenger RNA. Its product is annotated as maspardin-like. The coding region runs from base 28 to 522 and encodes 164 amino acids. NCBI's taxonomy places the organism in Eukaryota, Metazoa, Arthropoda, Merostomata, Xiphosura, Limulidae. The record is from RefSeq and is a predicted model, not a curated record. The transcript is spliced from 5 exons.
AAAUAUGAUAGUGCUGUAUUCUUUUGGAUGAUGCCCUCUUUAGUGUUGAAGAAAAUGGUGAUGAGCAGUUAUUCAAAAGGAAUUUUACCAACUGAAAUAGCUGAUUCUAUCGAUUUUAUGGUUGAUAAGUUGGACAGCUUAAGACAACCUGAAUUAGCCUCUCGACUCACUCUUAAUUGUGUAAGGUGCUAUGUUGAGCCGCAGACGCUAAAAGACGUGCCUAUGACAAUUAUCAGUGUGUUUGAUGAAAGUGGUCUAAGUCAUGUGGUUCGAGAGGAUCUCUUUAAACUAUAUCCAUCUGCCAAGAAAGCACAUUUGAAAACUGGAGGAAAUUUCCCUUAUUUAAGUCGUAGCGAUGAAGUUAAUCUAUACAUUCAGGUUCAUCUGCGGCAGUUUCAGUUCACUAAGUUCUCAGCUUGUGAAAGUGGCCCCUUACCUUCAUCUAGUGGUGUGUCUUCAUCUUCUGCUAGUCCAUAUGAUGACACAAAGGUAUUUGAAGAAAUCAGUGAGGGAAAAAACUAGAAAUAUGAUUUUUAUACAGAAAAAUUGGAAAUGCUGAUUUUGAAAGAUGUUUUCAGUGGAUUUAACUUUUUGUAUUAAGAGUGAAUACAGAUGGUAAAAAUACAUAAAUUUGCUAACAGAUUCAAAGGUAAUUGAAAAUAUUCCAGAUUUUUAAUUGUUUUUUAAAACAAAAGGUCUGAGUAAACUUCAAAUCAGUGUAGAUUUUAUUUAAAGUUUUAAAUCUCCUGGGGAUUUGUUCACACUGCAGGAUAGCAAGUUUUUCAAUAUUAAUGAUCUAGGUUAAUAAAAAAAUUAAUUUUCUGUGCUGUGAUAAUAGGAAUGUUCAUUUUGUUAUUGAAAAGAGAGGAGAAUCUGAGAUGUGGUUUAGUAUUUAAGUAUCUCAGUAUUGUCCGUAGCAAGUUGUAGUAUCUUGAACAGUAAAAUUACAAUUGUUAAUACACUUGAUCACUGACAGUUUCUAGAAAUGUGCACAUCCUCUUCACACAGUCAUGUUAAUUUUUUUUUUGCAUUUUAUCAUCCUCAAAUGAAAUAGUGAAAAUUGAGUGCUCUACUACAAGUAAAAUUCUGCUGGGGAUGAAUAAAAAGUUUUUAACUAUCCUUAACAGUUUAACCAUUAAAAAGUUUUAACUAUCUUUAACAGUUUAGCCAUUAAAAAGUUUUGUUUUAACUAUCCUUAACAGUUUAGCCAUUAACAAGUUUUGUUUUAACUAUCCUUAACAGUUUAGCCAUUAACAAGUUUUGUUUUAACUAUCCUUAACAGUUUAGCCUUUAAAAAGUUUUGUUUUAACCAUCCUUAACAGUUUUAGCCAUUUAAAAAGUUUUGUUUUAACCAUCCUUAACAGUUUAGCCAUUAAAAAGUUUUGCCCAGAUUUCCAAGAAAUUUCUGCCACUAAACAAAUGUUCUUCUCCACACACACACACACACACACACACACACACACACACACACACACACACACUUACUCUGCAGUAUGCUUUUCAAUUGAAUCACAUGUUAGUUUCUACUGAAAUUACAACAUUUAUUGAAACCUAAUUCCUGUAAAAGUCCCUCAGAGAAAAGUUUCACAUAAAAUAUUCAGCUUACGUUGAGGGUCUUCGAUGUGUAGGUAGCACAUGUUGUCAGAAAACAUUUUUAUAAUGAUCGUAUUUGAAAACUGAAGUAAUUUUUUUUAUCGUUAAAUGAAAAUGUUUUGCAAGUUAUUUAGUCAUUCAGUAUUUUAAGUGUAAUUUUUUUUCUACUAUUAACCCCUGUAAAGAAAUUUUGUAAUUUAAUAUUUUACAUAAAAAUUGUUGUGUCAAUUUAUUUUUCAGUUUUUUAAAAAUCCACUUCUGUUAUAAUGUAAGAUCUGUGGAAUUAAACACAUAGUUAUAUUAAAGAUGUCACUGUGGGCUGACAAGGUUGAGUAUUGUGGUAGAGCACAGAGGAAUUAAACACAUAAUUCUGUUAAAGAUGUCACUGUGGGCUGUCAAGUACAUUAUUUUUACUUGAAGAUUUUUAUAAUAUUUUAUGCUUUUAGAUAAUAUACACAUGAAAAAUAUAAAGAUGGUUUAUUGAACUGCUGAGUAAAGACAUAAAACUACAACAUAAAAAUGGUGAAAGGCUAUGUUAUUGAAUAAAAAAAGUCAGAUUAAUUUCAUCAUCGGGUCUGAUGUCAGGCAGCACCAGUGAAAUAUUUCCUUGUCCUAUACAAAUCUUUGAGAUGCUCUCGCGCCAACGUUUUGUUUUCUUGAGUAUCAUUAUUAUUAAUUUGUAAAAAGAGGUAACUUUCUUUCAAGAAGAAUUAACUAACAAAUUUACAAUCACAGGAAUAGUGGAAUUGUCUCUAUGAAAGCUUGUUAGUUCAGUGCUUUCCUUGUUUUUCAGUAUUUAAGCUUCUUUGGCCAAGUUAGUGACCUUGAGGUUGCUGACAAACAUGUAAAUUAGUCAUAGAUAUUCAUUACAAAUCAGGUAUUGCUAAGAGAUGUAGAACCAACCUGUAUACCAAUGAUGUUAACAUUAUGCAAUAAAACAGAUAAACCAACAAAAGCAAAACGAAAUAAUUUCAUAUUAGCUUACAUUUAAUGAGCUUACUUUAAAACUUGCACCUACAAACAUGCAAGUUUAGCCUGGAUUUAUUUCUCAGAAAAUAAUUUAUUCAAUAACGGCAAUGAUUCAUCAGUCACUAAGGUUUUGAGUCGUUAAAUUUAGAGAAGUUCCACAGAUAGAUCUGAGUAUCGAUUCACAAACUAAUAAAAGAAAAUAACUAAUUCUAAGUUAAGAAUAUGAUACAUUCAUUAGACAUAGCAAACUGCUUAUUUACAAGUUAUUAAUAAAAAAAAAAAUUUAACUAAAAUCUGAAAAUAACCGUAAAAAAAAAAGAUCUGAUCAACUUAAUUAGAAAUUUUAAAAUUGUAAUUAACACUAAUCACUUGUAUAUUAACUUAAAAGUAAUGAAAUUUGGCUUAGAUGUAACUUUUGCCUAAAAUUAGUAUAUAAUGGACUAGCAUUAAUUAGAGGAGUCAUGUGUACAGCAAGCUAGUUUUGUAAUUUUUGUGAGUAGGCCUAAGGUCACAGAAACAUCAGAAGACAAGCAACCUUAAGUUCUUGAGAUUGGCAAGAAUGCUGAGAAUCAAAGAAAGUGCUGUAAUUGGUCAUAGAAGAUCAGGAACAGAACCAUUUAACUUCAAUAGCAUUAAUAUUUCUAAAAUUGUACAACUGUUUAAUUGAAGAACAAAAAAAAACGACUGGAAAUGAUUACCCUAAAACUAUCACACUUUCACUGUUUGAUGAAGACAGCAGAUGAUUUUACAGAAUAUAUGGUAAUAACAUUUUGUAUAUAUAUAUAUAUUAUUUACUAUUCAGUUCAAAAAAAUUAUUAUACUCAUUGUGUUUUAUUUAUUUUUUACAUUGAAAAAUAAAUGUUGUGAGAUGAAAUCAUUUUUUUGGUUAAAUGUUAAAAAUAUGAAUUGUGAGUGUAAUUUGUCCUUCCAAAUGUGUCAGGUUUAGUAGGACUUGUGUGGUCUUGUGAAAGCUGCAGUUUUACUUGUGUGUUAUUUCAUAUAGGGUAUUGGUUAUUCACUUUGGAAGAAGUACUAUUUAGAUCAUUCCUGUAAGUGAAUUUGUAUGUUAUUUUUUGAGGUAUGUGUGAUAUCACGCUAUAAUAGCAUCUGUGAAUAAGCACUUUAUUAGGAUUUCUUGUGUUUUGUUUGAAAAUUAAGUUCAUCUCAUAAAAAAAAAAAAAUAAAAAUUAGUGAAUGAUGUAGUAAAUGUGAGUUAUUAUAAAAGUAUCAGAUAUUUUAUGUUCUACAAAAUGAGCUGAAUAUAGCCUGGUGUUUAGGGUUCAAGAUUGUAAAAUUGAGGAUCCAUGAUUUAUUUCCCAUUGACACAAAAUCACAUUGUUCCUUGGGA